Messenger RNA from Penicillium antarcticum, 612 nucleotides. RefSeq lists its product as uncharacterized. The transcript has 3 exons. Bases 1 to 612 code for a protein of 203 amino acids. The record is from RefSeq and is a predicted model, not a curated record. Lineage: Eukaryota; Fungi; Ascomycota; Eurotiomycetes; Eurotiales; Aspergillaceae.
AUGGCUCAGCCCAACGAGUUCGAUGACCAGAAGAAUGAUCCCGCGAUGGUUGACUGCCUCCCGGCCAAUAAUUCUAUGAUUGAAGGCAAUAAGAAAAAGCUGAACAAGAGAUGGAAAAACAAGAAGAACUCCAAAGUGCGCCAGUAUCCUCUCAGUCUGGGGAUGGACCAGCAGGCCAGCCAGGUAUCUGCCCCAACACAGUGUAUCCAAGAUCAAGAUCUUGCUUCCAAGAAGAAGCAAGACCGCAAGCCCCGCAACGCCUGGAACAGCACGCGCCAGAAAAAGCUGAGAUCCAAAGGGCGGAAGGCAGACAAAGCCAAAAAGCGCGAAAAAAGAUCCCGCCAUGCUACUGCUGCUACGAAGCAAGGUUCAACUACUGUCCAAGCCAUGGGGCCAUUCGCCGACUUGGUGACGUCCUCCGAUCUUACUAUGGCUCUUCCACAGGCCAGUGUCUUUGUCGAGUCUCAUCAAACCGACAUUGUUGAGAGAGAGGAUAAAGGCAAGGACGCGGAGAUGGGCGAUGUCAACAUAGAGGGAGGAAGAAACACUCUCUUGAAAUCUGUGCAGGGUUCCACUCACGCUGUGACUCUCUCCUUCAGACCGAAAGUCUAG